Molecule: messenger RNA, 2127 nt
Organism: Seriola dumerili (greater amberjack)
Lineage: Eukaryota; Metazoa; Chordata; Actinopteri; Carangiformes; Carangidae
Product: rho GTPase-activating protein 24-like
Exons: 9
Coding region: 1-2127 (708 amino acids)
Biological process (GO): activation of GTPase activity; negative regulation of Rac protein signal transduction; wound healing, spreading of epidermal cells
Cellular component (GO): focal adhesion
Molecular function (GO): GTPase activator activity
Source: RefSeq, a predicted model, not a curated record
AUGGGACUCAGCUGCUUCAAGUCCUGGAAACAUGACAGUACAGGCCACAAAGGUAACAGAGAUGUGUUGGCCAGCCCAGGCUCGUAUUUCUUCCUGUCCAACAGCGCCGGUCAGGGUGACGAGUGGCUGAAGAGCCUCAACAAGGGAGUCUGGAUCCCUUUUACAGGGGUCUUUGGUCAGCGUCUGGAGGAGACGGUGCUGUAUGAGCGACGUUAUGGGGUGCGUUUGGUUCCUCUGGUGGUGGAGCAGUGUGUGACCUUCAUCCGGGAGCGUGGCCUCCAUGAAGUGGGCUUGUUUCGUCAGCCAGGACAGGCCAGUCUGGUGAAAGAGCUGCAGCAGGCUUUUGAUUCAGGGGAGAGGCCGUCCUUUGACAGCAGCACAGACGUCCACACCGUGGCAUCACUACUGAAGCUGUACCUCAGACAGCUGCCGGAGCCUCUGGUUCCUCACAGCUGCUACCAGGACUUCCUGCUGUGUGGACAGAAGCUGAGGAGUGACCGCACACAGGGUUUGGGGGAGUUCAGGAAUCUUCUUCAUGAGUUGCCAGUUGCAAACUUCAACCUGCUGAACUUCAUCUGCCAGUUUCUGAACGAGGUCCAGAGUUACUCUGGCAGCAACAAGAUGAGCGACCAAAACUUGGCCACUGUGUUUGGGCCAAACAUCCUUCGAGCCAAAGCUGAAGACCCACAAAGCAUCAUGGGAGGCGCAGCAUUGGUCCAUGUCUUGAUGUUGGAGCUGAUCAGAGAGCACGAGUCUCUGUUUGCCAAAGUAGCGCCACACAUCUCCACCCGUCCACCGGGAGGUCCGCAUGCGUCACCGGGCGCUCUGAGGCAGCCUCAUCUUCACCCGACGCCCUGCCUUCGCCAGCUGUCUAUGCCUCUCAUCGCAGAGCGCUCCAGGGAGCCGGGACAGCCCGCCACAGAUGCACAGAACCCCAGCUGUAUCUACUCUGCUGCUGCCAAUUCAGACUCGUCAUGGGCCCAGAAGAGACUCCUCGGCCAUCGCUACACCUCCUCCCACCCAGAGAACUGCUUCUACCCCCUGCCCUCCUCCAGUCAGUCCCCUCAGCAUCACCAGCAUCAUGCUGGCCAAGGACCAUCUCCUGCAAAUGCUCAAGCCUCUACAACCAGUCUCCAGCUACAAGACCCACUUCCUGACACCUCCAAGCCCAGACUGACGCUCAUGGGCUGGGCAGAGGCGUGGUCAGGCCCCGGAGAGGCAGAUGCUGGUUUCUGGAGCUCUAGUGCUGCAGAGGAAGCGGCUGCAGUGCCAGAAACAGCUAGUAGGGGCAGCAGUGAAGCUCAGGAGGAUAGUACCCCUUCUGCUUACGACAACAUGGACAGAGUGGCUUUACAUCAGAGGAUGGAGGAUGUCCCUGGAGGAGCUUUUGAAACCAACAAUCCUGGAGGCCGUAUUGGAACUUGUGAAGAGGAAGCAGAGCUACAGGAAGCUGGGCAAACAAGGGACUCCUCCUCUUCGUGGUCCUCCUGUGAGUUUCUACCAUUGGACAAGAGCGGUGAUGCUGCGAGAGCCGUUAGUCCUGACAUGUCACCAGAGAAACCUAAAAGGUUACCUUCGAGUCAGGUAGCAGAGGAGGAAAACAGCGCUAAACACGGCCAUGAAGACAACAACAACAACGAUGACGAUGAAGACGGCGAUGAUGAUGAUGAUGAUGGCAUCCACCACCCUAACUCCCCAGCCUCCUGUUCUGUACUCAGUGACAGCUUUCUCAGCACAGGCAGUUCAGAGGUGUUCCUCCCCUCUGGUCCUCCAAACUUCCAGGGGCCUGAACCUGAGUCACAGCCCAGGGAGGCUCACUCACUCCUGGCUGAGCUGCAGAAGCAGAUGGCCCAGCAGAAGGCUGAGUACCAGGCCAGGAUACAGAGGUUGGAGCGCUGCAAUGACGUCCUCGAGCGGCAGGUUGCCGUUCUCCGGGUCACUCUGGAGCAGCAGAAGCGCAGCCAAAGCGUCGCCGAGAUCAAGAUCCGGAACAUGGAGCGAGCCAAGGCCGACGCGGACCGCCGAAACUCCACGCUGCAGAGAGACAUGGAGCUGUUCUUCCAGAUGUAUGGAGAGAUCAGGAGAAGAGGAGGAGGUGAAGGAGGAAGAGGAGGAGGGAGCCUCUGA